Messenger RNA from Cladophialophora yegresii CBS 114405, 621 nucleotides. RefSeq lists its product as uncharacterized. The transcript has a single exon. The record is from RefSeq and is a predicted model, not a curated record. Lineage: Eukaryota; Fungi; Ascomycota; Eurotiomycetes; Chaetothyriales; Herpotrichiellaceae. Bases 1 to 621 code for a protein of 206 amino acids.
AUGGGACCGAGUGUGCGGGAUGUCGAGAUCGCGUGGGAUGUCAUGAGGGCGUUUGAUGAGCGCGAUGUCUUUGCGAGGAGGCAAUUGCCCACGUGGCCUGCGUGGCGCAAUCCCGUGCGGUUCGCGGUCCCGCCGGCGGACGAGCUGCAAGGGCAGCUGUCCCCUGCGUAUGCUGCGCUGUUUGGCAAGGUUGUUGAUGCGUUGAGUGCCACGACAUGGUGUACUUGUAUCGAGGCUCCCAACACGUUCGACUACGCCCCCUUCGCCGCCGCCAACCAAAUGCUCUAUGACUCGCCCAUCGUGGCCCAGCGCCUCCUGGCAUUCCAGUCGUACAUCGCCUCGCAUCCAGGCCUGGAGGAUCUGCACCCCGCCAUCCGCACGACUUUCCAACAAGCGCAGGGCCAACGGUUCAGCGCCGUCCGUGCGUAUGAUGACAUUUUCAGGCUCGCUGGGCUCCGGCGCCAAGCCGACAUUCAGUUCCAGAAUCGCGUCGACGUGCUUGUCGUGCCCAGCACGGUCGACCACUUCACCGUGGCGCAGUUGGAGGAGGAACUAUGGUGCGGAACAAGGCCAUGGGUCGGUUCACGAAUUUUGUCAACUUGCUUGAUUUGGUGGCCGUGA